Molecule: messenger RNA, 3183 nt
Organism: Epinephelus lanceolatus (giant grouper)
Lineage: Eukaryota; Metazoa; Chordata; Actinopteri; Perciformes; Serranidae
Source: RefSeq, a predicted model, not a curated record
CAGGUGCUCCUCGUAAACUUUGCCUCGAGUGCAUAUGCCGUUUCCCACAAUCCCUUGCGGCACAACUAUACCACAUAUUUGAUUAUGGGGCAACACUGCUACGCCGGGAAUCUUGCCAAAAAUUCGAAAUAUUCAGUCUCCCCGUCGAGAUGAUGUGCGACACGACGAACCGAAGUUUCCGGGCGCAGUUAGCCGCCGUGCUGGACAAGCUAACGAAGGCGGCUCUGGUGGAAAUAGGCAACCUGGCUGACGAGUGCUCCUCCGUCCUUCACACCGAGAUAUCGCUGCACAAGACCGAGAACGAGGCGCUGAAGAAGAGGUGCUACUUACUGGAGGUCCAGCUGAGAGCAGCGAGGGAGGCGCAGACCUACCCUGCACAUGUCAACAGUGUCAGCAGCAGCCGACACCCUGCAGACGUCCCCAUUUCACAUCUGCUUCUUCCUCCAGAACAGCAGCAGCAGCCUGCUCCAGCCAUUGAUGGCGUUUUCGGAAAGGACUGGUGCAUGGAUCUGUGGAGAGAGGACAAACUCCCACCUCAAAGGAAAGAGGCAGUGGAGCCUGCUGCGAUGACGAGCAUGGUGCCACAGGCAAUAGACCUAAUGGAGCGAGAACCUGAUCUCAUCUUUGUUAAGGAGGAGACGUAUGAUGAUCCCAUUGGCCAGCAGAUGAGGCUCACAGAUAACAGAAAAGUGGCUGGAAUCUUUGACGAGGACAGCAUGCUUCACAGAUCUGUUGAUGAGCUGCAGCUUCACUCAGGUGAAUUAAACAACUACCCCAUGACGGCUGACACUCAAACACAACAGCGCACGCAGCCAACCAUUAUGGACAAGCUGAUCGACGAUGCAACAAUGAGCACAAUGGUGGACAACACCAAUUCUUCCUCGGCCACCACAGAAUACUCAGACUACACUAACAAUAUCCACAUGAACGCAACCAAAGAACCCAACGUUCAGCCAAGACCCAUGAAACCUGCCAAACGGUUUGAGUGCUUAUUCUGCGGGAAGAUAUUCAACUAUCUGAGCAGUUUAAAAGUCCACAUCCGGCGACACUCCGGCGAGAAGCCGUUCAGCUGCACGGUAUGCGGGAAGCGCUUUGCUCAGAAGACGUACCUGAAGCUGCACCAGCGCGUUCACUCGGGGGAGAAGCCUUACAGCUGUCCGGACUGUGGCAAAAGUUUCUCCCAGAAAAGCUCUCUGAACAUACAUCUUCGAACGCACACCGGGGAGAAGCCUUACAGCUGUGUGGACUGUGGGAAAUGUUAUGCUUACAAGUACGGUUUAAAUCACCACCAGUGUUUCAACUGAGAGAUCGAACCAUGCUGUCUGAUCUGAACUUCGAUGAACUCUUGUUGGCUCAAAAUGUGCCAGCACGUCUGUAGGAAAUGUGGAUUGAAACUGUAGAUUUGAAAUACUCCGUCUGCAUCAAAGGAAGGCUUGUUUUAUAGCCUGUAUGGUUAACGGUGCUGCUGUAAAAAUAUUAGUUUGUUUGACUUGUUUUUAGCUUUACUGCUGAUAGAAAUGUUGCUGCAGCCAAACGAGAACAGAGAAUAUCUGUCCUCUCUAAUGUAGAAUUAGAUUUGGUGGGAUUCAGUUUAUUUGACUGGUUGCGGGGGCACGUCAUUGUUGAAUUUAUGAUGCCCUCAACAAGCCUUUAAACUCAACUUCACGACACGUGAUAGAUAAGAGUCACGGAUCUGAUGAGACUUAUUUGCUGCUUCCAUGUAAUGUGAGGUGCUCAUUGAAACUAAGGCAAAAAAUACUUUCAUUGUAUCCAGGGUUCCCACAUGGACAAAAUUUCAAAACUUUUUAUGACUUUUCUAGCACCCAUGAUGAAAUUUCCACGACUGUUCACAAUGUAGAACAUGAACAAGGCACCUUUUUGAAAAAUGCAGUACAAAUUCUAAGUAGUAGAUAUAGAAAAUUUGGGACUCAUGAUCCCACAUGUUAAAUAACAGUAUCACAUUAAAGAUAAACACUCAGUGUAGAAGUCCAUAGUACAGGCAGCCAGUCCAAAAAUGCACCUGUGGCCCUCUGACUGUAGUUCAAAAUCUUUUAUUAGUACAUGGAUAACCACGAGUUUCGACUAGAGAGUCCUCAUCAGGGUGUAAAACAUGUGAGGGUCAUGUGACACAGGUCAGGUGAUAUAUUGGUUUAGCCCCACUAGACAAAAAACCACAUUGACAGAAAUGUGUGUCUUCAAGUGACUCUUUGCCCAUCCUUGAAGAGCACCUGAUUUUAUUUUAUUCUAACGACACAGCUUUUAACCCAGUGCAGCACUUCCUUUUUUCCUCCAACACUGUCACAUUAUUUGCCUCUUACUCACUCUACAUAUCAGAUUCAAACUUUAGUCACACAUAAUUCCAGCUAGCCAGCACAUGAGGAAGGGGAGGCAGAGUGUUAGGAAAAUAAGGAAGAAACAUAUGUGAUGGUAAACAUUGACAUAGAGCUGCUUUAUGUCAACAGCUACAGAAGAUAAAGUUGCUGUCAUGCUUCAUUACAUGGAGGGUUAUCCAUGAAAGAUUACUGUAACAAUUAAUUUAUUUUACACACAAUAUUCUAGGAGUUUUUCAAAAGUUUCAAGAUCCAUGACACUCCCAAGCUUGGAAAACGAGAUUGUAAAAUUCCAUGACUUUUCCAGGUUUUCAGUGACCGUGGGAAUCCUGUGGUGUCCAUCGCAUGUUGUCAUACGGUUGCCGAACAGAUAAUACAUACCUCAGUGUCAUAUUUCAUGCCACCAAAGGCCUGUGUCGAAUAAUGCCAAAAUACGUCGGACUACUGUUCCACUGUUUGCACACAUGUAGCAUAAACCUUCAAAUCUACCUCUUCACAACAGUGUGGAAGUAAAACAACCUCCUCUGUUUGCUUCAUUACCCAGCUCUCACCUCUGCUUUGUAUUUCACGUCAUGGCUAAUCUGUUGGCGUUUAAUUAAACAGAAAGAGGGCAGCUCUGUCUGUUUGUGAAACACAACUGUUAUGAAAUAUUGAUGUGUGUUGGUUACAUAAUCCUCAAAUGAGAUCCAGAAAUGGUGUUACUGUUAAAACUAAGUGUAUUUGUGUGGCUGCAUCAUAAUUGUAGAAAGAAAUGUUGUCAGUGUACAGUCAAACCAAAUGUUCAUUAUUUUUUUUGUUUUAAUUUCUGUUUUAAGAAGUUGCAUAUAUUUUAUUAUGUAAUGAACUUUCAUCA